AUGGCCCGCGUGGAGUCCGAAUAUGCAAUCGGGCUCGGCGGCCCCGAGGCAGUGCUCCAAGCCAUGAACGAGCUGAAGCCACUGCUGCAGGAUAAGGAGGCGAAAGUCCGCAGGUACGCGGCAGGUGCCGUGGGGAAGGGCGGCCCCGAGGCGGUGCACCAGGUCAUGGACGAGCUGAGGGCGCUGCUGCAGGACGAGUCGGCGGGGGUCCGACAGCGGGCCGGAGGGGCCAUCGGGCGGGGUGGCCCCGAGGCAGUGCUCCAGGCCGUGGGCGAACUGAAGGAGCUGCUGCAAGAGACGAGUUCGAGGGUUCGCCAGUGGGCCGCGUGGACCAUCGGGAAGGGCGGCCCCGAGGCCGUAUUCCGUGCCAGGGAAGAGUUGGAGGUCUUGCUGGACGAUCCGGAGGGUGCGAUUCGCGAGUCAGCUGCGAGAUCUCUAAGCCAUGGUGGCGCAGACGUCAUCGCCGAGGCGACUGCGCAUAUUCGUCCCUCGCUGGAUUUGGGGAAUUAUCCGCGCAAAAUCACAAAUGCUACAGAAGUUGUAUCAAUUUUGGGCCCCGCAGCCAUUGAGGGCAUCCUGCCUGCAUUGCAACUGGUGCUUCGCCGCGACGUCACCCGUUCGGGUCAGACUGCUGCAAGGCUUCAACAAAUGACAAUCGCAGCAGCCGCCAUCGCCCUAAGAGGGUAUUUCGCCUCCCGCCCGAUGUUUUUGCAUACGGAUCUGGCUCGCGACCUGGAGCGGGCGCACUACAAUCUCCAUCAUUUUGUCAGCUCGCAGCCGAACUGGGGAGAACUUGGCGCUGUCCGUGAGGUCGAGAAUGCAUUGCAUGCGUUUGGUGUGUUGGUGGAGGGCAGAUGCAUGCCUCUACUCCAGGCACAAGUGGGCGAGCUCUUGCUCGUCAGGUCAGGGGCAGUCACAACGCCGACCGGCUACAUGGUGGAGUCGGCUGCGAAUGCCGCGCUGUCUGACCAUGGGUUGCGAGCCCACAAGUGUCCCCACAUCGGCGCUUGCCCAGGCGAAGUUGCCAAUGUCACGUACACGAACAGCACAGACGUCACCUGCCCACUUGCGCGCAGCGGUGGGGCAGGCGCCCCCUGCAGCAAGGGGUACGACGGCAACGUCGCUGGAUGCGCUGGUUGCAUAGGAGGCUGGGGUCGAUCUCCAACAGAUGCAUUCACGUGCCAGCGGUGCGGGAUUGCUUGGGUGCAGUGGGCGGUCUGGCUGGCCCACCCUUCUUCGCUGCUGGCGAUCUCAUUGAGGAGCGCUAAGCGCGCAGCUGCGCUUGGUGACGCUGCCGCUUUCGCCAACGACGUCCUCAAGAUCGCGCUCUCCUUCAGCUCCAGCUCGGCCGUGAUCAUCUCGGCGCUGGCUAGUUCGGCCACGUAUCGCAACCUGAAUGAGCAGACGCGGACCUGGUUAACAUGGACAUCAUACCCCGCUCAAGCGGGCGAGGCGACUUGGUCUUCGAGUGCGGACUGCCUGCUGGGGUGGACUCUGUCACUCAGACAGAUGCUUCUGCUGGCGCUGGCGAAUCCUUUGAUUGUCCUGGCUGCUACCUGCUUCGUGCUGGGCUUCCUUCAUAUCGUCCGCCGCAGGCAGGGCAUGAGCUCUUGCUUCACGGAGGACCUCAUGACGGUGGUGGUGGUCGCGGGCAACCAGUAUUUGCCGAGCGUCGCCGCGGCAUGCGCGAUCGCCGCUCCGUGCUACCAUACGCAGACGGGCGAGGACGCGUCUGAGGACUUGCUCGUAUACUCCACGCGGGAGAGUUGCCAUCAGCGCAUGUCGUACAUGGUCACGCGGGCUCCUGUCCUGACUCUGGCGUUUGCCGCAGGGCCCGCGCUCUGGCGGUGGCUCCUGCACCGCGCUGGCAAGGACGGGAGUGAGCAGUGCCUGCGGUUCCUCACCGCCUCCUAUCGUCCAGAACACGCGGGGUGGGAGGCCAACCGCCUUACGAAGAAUAUGCUCCUCAAGUGCGCCGUGGCGGUGGCCCCCACAACAUACUGUCCAGUGCGUCAGCUGAUCCUUGUUCUGUGCCCCAUGCUCGCCUUCACUACAUGGCAUUUCAGGAUGAACCCGUACAGGUUCAACCUCCUCAACAGUGUAGAGGCGACCUCUCUCUGGGUGUUGAACCUUUGCAUGCUGGCCUCCUGCUAUGCAGUCAGCGAGUCAUGGAGCCUGACCAGUGACUUUGCCGAGCAGCUGGUUAUUGGUGUCUACUGCGUACUUGCGAUCAACGGAGUGGGGCUGUUCUCGCUGCUUAUCUGGGCAAAGGUGGGGCUGUACGAUGGGCACCCGAUGUUCCAGGAGGCAUGA
This is a messenger RNA of Prorocentrum cordatum, 2313 nucleotides long. Lineage: Eukaryota; Dinophyceae; Prorocentrales; Prorocentraceae. The record is from the annotation of a GenBank genome assembly.